This is a messenger RNA of Malania oleifera, 1359 nucleotides long. Its product is annotated as calcineurin B-like protein 7. Gene Ontology annotation, molecular function: kinase binding; calcium ion binding. The coding region runs from base 369 to 1127 and encodes 252 amino acids. The transcript has 10 exons. The record is from RefSeq and is a predicted model, not a curated record. Gene Ontology annotation, biological process: calcium-mediated signaling. Lineage: Eukaryota; Viridiplantae; Streptophyta; Magnoliopsida; Santalales; Ximeniaceae.
GAAGGAAAACAAAAAGAAACUCAAUCCCAUGAUUGGCUGCAGGCACAAAGACCGGAGAGCACAUGCUGCCUUUACUAUUUUCGUGCCAGCUUUUCUGAAAAAUAAUUGGAGGCGCUGGGGAGAUGACGACUGGGGGAGAUGGUAAGCGGCAUAAACAAUUCAAAAGUUGACGAGUCUCCUGUUCAGGAGGAAGGAGGAGAAGAAGAAACGAGAAGAGGAAAGAAGAAUGUGCGUACAUGUGUAUGAGUUUUAUAUAUAAAUUCUGCCAAUGAGAAAAGCCCUUGUCAGGGAAGAACGAACGCCGACCUUCCCUAGAUCGACACGACCCUGGUGCAUAUCUUUAGAUACUUCCAUUUACCCACACUGUGAUGCAUUCUCUUCGAAGCUGCUUUUGCUUGGGGAAGGCUAGACAGAAGCCUGGGUAUGAGAAGCCUUCUGUUCUUGCUUCUGAAACACCUUUUACUGUGAAUGAAGUAGAGGCUUUGUAUGAUCUGUUUAAGAAACUAAGCAGCUCCAUAAUUGAUGAUGGUCUUAUUAAUAAGGGAUUUCUUGAGCACCACAUGCUAUUGCUAACAUAUCACGAACAGGAAGAAUUUCAGCUUGCACUUUUCAAGAAUAGCAGAAAACAGAAUCUUUUUGCAGACAGGGUAUUUGAUUUGUUUGACAUUAAGAAUAAUGGGGCUAUUGAAUUUGGAGAAUUCGUUCGAUCAUUAGGCAUCUUCCACCCAAAUGCUCCCAUAGCAGACAAAAUUGGAUUUGCUUUUAGAUUGUAUGAUCUGAAGAACAGUGGUUACAUUGAACGUGAUGAGUUGAAGGAGAUGGUAGUGGCUCUUCUUAAUGAGUCAGAACUGACACUUUCAGAUGAUCUUGUUGAAACAAUUUUGGACAAGACAUUCAAGGAGGCAGAUUCAAAAGGAGAUGGGAGGAUUGACCAAGAAGAAUGGAAGGAAUAUGUAGAAAAGAAUCCAUCCCUAAUAAGGAACAUGACACUUCCAUACUUAAAGGAUGUCACUAUAGCUUUUCCUAGCUUUGUUCUUACCACUGAAGUCCUUGAGUCAGAAAUGGAUGCCUCAAGUGUUACCCUGGCUGUCUCAAGCUCUCCACCCUCUGGAUGCUCUCUCCUCUGAGACGUUGAACAAGAUGAGUCGAUGACGUGCAUCAUUAAAUUCUUAAUCUGUAUUGUCUCAGUGUUCUGUAAUGUGCGUUGUAAUAUAGUGGCUCUUUUAAAAAUUUAGGAUUGGAUUUUUAGCUUCAUCUUUUGGGCAAGUUCACCCUCUUUGUAUUAGGUUUCUGUGGUACUAUUUCUCUGUUUGCUCACUCUGAAAACAUAAGAAAAGAAAUGAAAAUCUUGCAAUUUCC